AUGGUGGCCAAGGGUUUUAAUCAGGUUGCUGGUGAUGACUUUUUUGAGACCUUUAGUUCUGUGGUUAAGCCCACUACGGUACACCUUUUCUUAUCUUUAGCCGUAUCUCGUGGGUGGACUAUUCGCCAGUUGAAUAUUCACAACGCUUUUUUAAAUGGCGAGCUAGCUGAGACUGUUUACAUGCGACAACCACCUAGUUAUGAGGACAAGUCGUUAACUGAUUAUGUGUGUUUGCUUAAAAAAUCUCUAUAUGGGCUCAAACAGGCUCCGCGUGCUUGGUUCACAAGGUUACAUGAUUUUCUUGUCUCUGUGGGAUUCUCGCCCUCAAAGACGGAUGUGUCUCUCUUUAUCUAUUCUCGUGACAAUAUUCGUCUUUAUUUCUUGGUGUAUGUUGAUGACAUUUUGAUUAUGGGUUCUGACUCAGAUCGUGUUACUGCUCUUAUUGAUAAAUUAGCCCUUAAGUUUAAGGAUAUUCUCAAACGUGUUGGUAUGGUGGACUGCACGCCAGUAGUUACGUCCGUCUCUUCUGCGAAAAUCACUGAUGAAGUUGACGUUCCCUACGCCGAUCCUACACAGUAUAGGAGUCUUGCAGGUGCUCUCCAGUAUCUUACGGUAACUCGUCCUGAUUUAUCUUAUGCUGUUAAUCUCUUGUGUCAACACAUGUAUGCUCCCACUACUACGGACUGGGUGUCUCUAAAAAGAGUCCUGCGGUAUGUCAAGGGCACCCUGAAUCUUGGUCUGCGUAUUUCUCGGUCUACAUCUAUGGAUAUUCACGCCUAUUUUGACUCAGAUUGUGCUGGCGAUCCGAAUAAUCGCAAGUCUACUAGUGGCUUUGCUGUGUUCUUGGACAGUAAUCUUAUAUCUUGGCUUUGUCGGAAGCAACGGACUGUGGCACGUUCCUCAACUGAAGCAGAAUACAAGGGACUAGCUGAUGUAUCUGCAGAAGUUACAUGGCUUGUUUCCCUGUUACACGAAAUCGGCAUCCCUCCUGCGUCUCCUCCUUGA
Molecule: messenger RNA, 1005 nt
Organism: Ipomoea nil (Japanese morning glory)
Lineage: Eukaryota; Viridiplantae; Streptophyta; Magnoliopsida; Solanales; Convolvulaceae
Exons: 2
Coding region: 1-1005 (334 amino acids)
Source: RefSeq, a predicted model, not a curated record